Messenger RNA from Fragaria vesca subsp. vesca, 894 nucleotides. Its product is annotated as putative RNA methyltransferase At5g10620-like. Gene Ontology annotation, molecular function: methyltransferase activity. The transcript has 3 exons. NCBI's taxonomy places the organism in Eukaryota, Viridiplantae, Streptophyta, Magnoliopsida, Rosales, Rosaceae. Gene Ontology annotation, biological process: rRNA processing. The coding region runs from base 404 to 628 and encodes 74 amino acids. The record is from RefSeq and is a predicted model, not a curated record.
GGUACAGUCUCAGCAUAUGAUUGUAAAUUUCAUUUGUGUUGCUGUAUUACUCUAUUUUCCUACUAUUUACCCUUGACUAGGUCUUCUACUGAGCCCAAACCAACCAAGCUCUACUACCCUUUCAGCACAUAAAUUACAUGUUCACCUCAUUGCAACACCUCAUAGAAUUCCAGAAAACAAAAGUUCUAACGAAAAUUUUGUUAAAAAAGUUGAUUCUUUUUUACUGUAGUCUUCUUUCUCAGAUGCUUUGUACACAAAAGUGAAAAACUGGGGCCAUUCCAUUUCUGUGUUAUUCCUGAAAACUGCUAUGUCAUAUAAGCUAAAGGAUUAUACUUGUUCUACAUGGUCAAUCUUGUGGUCAUAGGUGGUGCUGUUGGAUGAGCGUGGGAAAGACAUAGGUUCCAUGCAGAUGGCUGAGUUGAUUGGGGAUGCAGGGAAUACGGGAGCUUCAAGACUAUUGUUCUGUGUUGGUGGACCUUAUGGACAUGGAAAACAAUUGAGAGAACGAGCUAACAUAUCUAUCAAGUUGUCUUCUAUGGUGUUAAAUCAUCAGAUUGCUAUACUUGUGCUUGUAGAACAACUCUAUAGGUCAUGGACCAUUCUAAAAGGACAGAACUAUCAUCGCUAGCUUUCUUCUCUGCAUCUGUAGACAGCCAUAUAGGUAACUUUUCUCUGUUUAAAUGUUUUCUUUUAAUGCCACAUAUGAGUGUUAAAGGCUUUGUUUGCUUUUCUAUGAUUGUUUGCAUCGUCUUGUUUUCUCCCAUCAACUUUAAGUAACCAGUUUCCUUAUGUUAUUAGUAUUGAUUGUUUGAUGCAACUAAGUAGAAGCACUUCGCUUAGGAUAUAGAUAGUUCAAUCUUCUCUCUUCUUCAUAAGUUUGCCAUGUGUGCAUCU